Messenger RNA from Tribolium madens (black flour beetle), 4043 nucleotides. Its product is annotated as cyclin-G-associated kinase. Gene Ontology annotation, molecular function: ATP binding; protein serine/threonine kinase activity; AP-2 adaptor complex binding. NCBI's taxonomy places the organism in Eukaryota, Metazoa, Arthropoda, Insecta, Coleoptera, Tenebrionidae. The coding region runs from base 285 to 3656 and encodes 1123 amino acids. Gene Ontology annotation, biological process: regulation of clathrin-dependent endocytosis; positive regulation of Notch signaling pathway; protein phosphorylation. The transcript is spliced from 15 exons. The record is from RefSeq and is a predicted model, not a curated record. Gene Ontology annotation, cellular component: cytoplasm.
GUUGGCAAUGUGGCCAAUAUCGAUUACCGGUUUAUCUUCACUAAUUUGUUCAAUUUCUCCCCGGAUUUAUUACAGUUAAACUUAAUAAGUAAUUGGUACUGUAUGUUCAUAAGAAAAUUCGAAUUAUUUAAAUAAAAGCCAACAAUUCUUUGAUAAAACAAUCACCGGUUAGGUUUCUCUAGUUGGCAACACUUGUCUGGGGGCGUGUGCGGGUGUAUUUCAGACAAAAAUCCCUAAACCAACGAGAAAUUUUGUUAUGAGUUCUCUCCAAUUUUCCAAGUAAAAUGAGUGACUUAUUUAAAUCGGCAUAUGAGUACUUUAGUGGCCCAACGAACGGGCAAAGUGACAACAGUUUUGUGGGCCAAGUAAUAGAAAUUUCUAAUGUUAAAUUACGAAUAAAAAAAGUCAUUGCUGAAGGCGGUUUUGCUGUUGUUUUUGUUGCCCAAGACGUAGGUACUGGUAAAGACUACGCUCUGAAAAGACUUUUGGCUGCAGAUGAAGAAGCGAAGAACAAUAUUAUACAGGAAAUAAAUAUCCUGAAGAAGCUGUCAGGGCAUCCCAACAUUAUCCAGUAUUUGUCAGCAUCUUUUAUUGAUCAAUCACAAACUACACAUGGGAAGGCAGAAUUUUUACUGGUCACAGAGUUAUGCACAGGAGGGUCUUUAGCUGAGAUUUUGCAAGCAAGAAGUACGCCUUUUGAGCCAGAAAUUAUAACACGGAUAUUUUAUCAAACAUGUAGAGCGUUGGCACACAUGCACUCACAAAAUCCUCCAAUUAUUCACAGAGACUUAAAGUUAGAAAAUUUAUUGAUAAGUAAAGACGGUACAAUAAAAUUAUGUGACUUUGGUUCAGCCACUGUUGAAAUAUUUAGACCUGACUUGACGUGGUCUGCUAGCCAACAUGACAGUUUGGAAGAAAAUAUGGCCCAUUGUACAACUCCCAUGUACCGCGCCCCGGAAAUGGUCGAUACUUGGAACAACUAUUUUGUGGGCCCCCCUGUCGACAUCUGGGCCUUGGGCUGCCUUCUUUACGUCUUUUGUUACAUGAAACACCCGUUUGAAGACAGCGCUAAAUUGCGAAUUAUUAACGCUAAUUACAAUCUUCCUUCUGAUCCUAAAUAUUCAUGCUUCCAAGACAUUAUCCGUGGCUGUCUCCAAGUCAAUCCCGAGCAGCGCUUGACCGUCUCUGGAGUUCUAGAACGGGUGGCUGCCAUCGCCGAAUCCAACGGUUUCAACUUGAGAGCCCCCUUACAGUUCCAACAGAAACAAUCCCCGGAGCUCGACCACAGUUCCGGCGAUGGGGUGCACAAUAACGUGAAGCCUCCACCUCGUCCUGUACCCCCAAGACCGCAACCGGUUCCCGAACGGCCGCCACAGCCCCCCCAGAGACCCGCAAUGCCGGUGCAAAGACCUCCGGAGGUGAAACAAUCGGGGCUGUUUUCAUCAUUGAAGGGAGGAGCUGGGAGUUUUUUAAAGAAUUUGAAAGAUACGAGUUCAAAAGUGAUGGCAACUAUGCAACAAUCGAUUGCAAGGACGGAUUUGGAUAUGAGUUAUGUAACUUCUCGUAUUUUGGUAAUGCCGUAUCCGUCAGAAGGCAUUGAGUCUGCGUAUAAAACUAAUCACAUUGAAGAUGUGCGAGUAUUUUUGGAUUCAAGGCACCCGAAUUUGAAGUAUUCCGUUUAUAACCUUAGUGGAAAAUCGUAUCAUUCAAAGUUUGGACAAGCGAGAGUUGUUGACUGUACGUUUGCAUAUCCUGAACAUUUUAAAGCUCCGUUGUUGAAUUCACUGUACCAACUUUGCGAGGAUAUUUACCAAUAUUUGGCUGGUGAUAGUCGGAAUGUGGUUGUUGUUCAUUGCACGGAUGGAAAAGCUACUUCAGCCACUCUCGUAUGCGGCUUGUUUAUUUAUUCAUUUCUUUACGAAGUUCCUGAAGAUGCCCUACAAAUGUUUGCCGUCAAACGAUGUCCACCAAAUAUGAGACCCUCCGAAUUAAGAUAUUUGUAUUAUUUGGCAGACAUCGUGAAAAAUCCGCCGGUCUAUCCGCACUAUAAGCCGGUCACUUUGGUAUCAAUUCAGAUGCAACCGGUCCCACUUUUUACCAAAAUUAGAGAUGGGUGUCGCCCGUAUUUGGAAAUUUACAGCGAGAAUCGGUGUCUACUUUCAACGCUACAAGACUAUGAGAAAAUGAGAUUGUAUAAUGUUACAGAGGGAAAAGUUUUAUUACCGAUCAAUGUGAGUGUUUGUGGGGACGUUUGCAUUAUUAUCUACCACGCGAGGAACAUCCUGGGGGGCGUUAUGACCCAAGGCAAGGCAACAGGGAUUAAAAUCUGUCAACUGCAACUACACACCGGUUUUAUACCGGAAGAAGAAACUUGUUUGAAGUUUAACAAGUCAGAAUUAGAUGAAAUAUCCGAUAGUCAAGAUCACUACCAGGAUAGAUUUUUGGUUAUGUUAAAUAUUUUUGUGUCCGAUUCUGAACGAAAACCCUCCCAGCCACCCCCAUGGUUGACGGACAAGACGCAACGAGCUUAUGAUACUAUGUUUAGUUCGAAAUUAGAACAAGACGAGACGAUAGAUAAUUUUGCCAGUAAACAACCUAAACGGGAGCAAAUAUCACCACAAAAGCCCCCAGAACGUCCGAACAAGCCUGCACCCCCGUCUCCCCGACCCACACAUGUUGAUGUAGAACAGAGAGAUUCCAGUGAUUCCGAAGUGGAGCAAGUCAAGCCAACUCCUAGGCCUGUGGAGCCUCCUUUAAUCGAAGCCGUCGACCUUCUCAACCUCAAUACUACCCCUAACUCCUCGACCAUAAAACCCUCCGCAAGCUCAAACUUCGAUCUCUUAAGCGGUUUAGACUCCUCCAAUGACAACUUCUCCACAUUUCCCUCCAAUCCCGCUCCUAACCCUCAACCCUCCCUCUUCGACCCGUUCGGUUCCUCCAAUCCUCAAAGCAACCUUCUUGGCGAUUGGGGUAAUUUCAAUUCGGCUCCGAAUCAACCCCCUGAAGCCCAACCCCAGAAACCCACCGAUUUUUUCGCCGAUUUGGGUAACCUGGGUGGAGGUGCAUGGAACAGCAACGCGUCCUCUCCUAUUAAAGUUCCUCCCACAACUCCCCAACAAGGGGGAACGCCCCAACACAAACCCGUCACACCGCAACAUCAGGCCAAGUCGCCGGCUGAUUAUAGUAGAUCUCAUUUCGAAACGCUCAACGACAAGAAUGAGAAAGGGAAGCCGAAAAGUGAUGAUUUCUUUGGGGAUUUGUUGGGGUCGCAGGGGUACAAGUUUAGUGCGAAAAAAGAUAAUGCCCCUAGGACGAUUAAUGAUAUGAGAAAGGAAGAUAUGGCGACUUAUAUGGAUCCUGAUAAGAUUAAAAUCAUGGAGUGGAAAGAGGGUAAAAAGAAUAAUAUUAGGGCUUUGCUGUGUUCGCUACAUACAGUUCUAUGGGAGGGAACGAAAUGGAAUAAGUGCGAUAUGUCGCAGCUUGUGACACCCGUUGAUGUCAAAAAGGCUUACAGGAAGGCCUGCUUGGCGGUACAUCCGGAUAAGCAAACGGGUACCGAUAAAGAGAACAUGGCCAAGCUGAUUUUUAUGGAAUUGAACAAUGCCUGGAGUGACUUCGAAAAUGAUGCCUCCCAACAAAAUAUCUUCACUAGUUAAUUCUUCUCUACUAUGUGAUCAUUCCUUUUUAUGAUUAACUUAUAGAUUAUUUAUUUUUUAGGUAAAUUUUAUUUCAAUUUUACAUAACAAUGAUGUAGCUCUAAAGUGAUGACUUUAAUUAUAUGAAAAAAUAAAAGCAAUUGUCGAAUUUAGACAAUAUUUUAAUCAUAGUUACUUUAGAGAUGUUGUUGUUAAAAAUUGAGCGCUGAUAAUAAUGAUAUUAUACUUAAUAGUUUUGUUUUUGUAUUGUUUAGAAUCUAUUUUUAUAUUGUGUCACUGUUACAUAAAUAACGUCAUCUGUGCAAUUCCAAUAUUACGAAUUUGUUUUUUCAGUGUUCUUGUUUUUAAAUUUUAUUCAAGUUGCAAACUACAAAAAAUAUAUGUCAA